Molecule: messenger RNA, 546 nt
Organism: Rotaria socialis
Lineage: Eukaryota; Metazoa; Rotifera; Eurotatoria; Philodinida; Philodinidae
Source: the annotation of a GenBank genome assembly
AUGUCAUCUUCGUCAACCAACAUCUUGUUGAUUUUAUUUCAUCUUGUUAUUUUACUAUUCGCUAUAUCGGAUCUUAAACUAUUUAUUUUUCAUGUUCAUAUUUCACGUGUUGAUCGUGUGCCUGUAGAAAUUUAUAUUGAUUCAUCUACAUCAUUAUGGUAUCCGAUUUUAGUUGGAAUUAUUUUCAAUAUUUUUAUAUUGAUAUCAUCAAUAAUAAAUUUAUAUAUUCUUUUAUGUCAACGAAAUUUAUUCAAUAAACUCGGCUUGUCAACUUUGAUUUUAAUAUGCUUAUUUUCAAUACGUUUUAUAAUAAAUAUAAUUCUAACGAAAUAUCGAAACGGGCUUUCGACACCAACACUUGUUGAACGAUCAUUUUUUGCUGCUUCAUUAUCAUUAGAAGAAGAGCUUACUACAAUUGUUUUGAAUUGGCUCAUUAAAAUGAUUGGAUUUGUGUGCACAAUAAUAUACUGUUUUAAACAAAAAUGCAAGCAAACAAGCUGCAUUGAAAGACUAUUGGAAACAAAAUUAAUUUCAAGUUUUGAAUAA